Messenger RNA from Penicillium olsonii, 2634 nucleotides. Lineage: Eukaryota; Fungi; Ascomycota; Eurotiomycetes; Eurotiales; Aspergillaceae. The record is from the annotation of a GenBank genome assembly.
AUGGUGUGGGAAUACUAUAACGGAAAGACAGUCUUCAUCACAGGAGGAACAGGCUUCAUUGGAACUGUUCUGCUUUAUCGACUCUUGAGUCAAUCUUCACCAGAGCGGGUAUAUGUACUUUGUCGAGGCGGGCAAAAAAAAGCGCAGGAAAAAUGGACAGACAUACUCCCAGAAGCGGCUGCAAGUGUUCUGACCCAAAACACACGGGUGACAGUCUUUGAUGGCGAAGUGGGAGAUACGGCGACGAUGAACCUAUCAGACGAGACGCUCCAGAUGCUUAAACAGACCGUGCACAUAGUCUUCCAUGCUGCGUCGUGCAUCCAACUGAACAAUUCUCUUCGCGAACUAGCAUAUAGCGUCAUGGCACCCAGUCUCUGCUUGACAAGAUAUGCUCUCAAAUUCCCCAAGCUCGAGCGCUUCGUAUUUUUCUCCACCGCAUAUGCCAAUGCGCACUUAUGGAAGGGUCAUGAGUCGACAGACGUACCUGUUGACGAGAGAAUAUAUCCACUUGGCAAUGAGGGGAAGGGCUACCAGACUGCAUCAGAAGCGUGGAGCGAAGUACAAAAGAACGGCUCGUCCGAUGAGUACGAUUCCCACGAUUUCCCUUGGCCAUACGCAUAUGCCAAGCACCUGGCUGAACGGCUUGUUCUGGAACAUGCAGCCGAGCGUGAAAAGCUGGACAAGAUCCUCAUCAUCAGACCUUCGGUGCUCGGCCCAGCCGACAAAUAUCCAUACCAUGGCUUUGCGACCGCAUACGGCGCCCCAUCAACAGCCUGUGCGGCGGCAUACAUGCUCCACCCAGGACGAAAAAUCACUCUAGCAACGCGGUGUAAGAACCCAGACCGAGAGUCCACUAUCGACGAGGUCCCGGUGGAUGUGGUUGCAGACCGGACAUUGGUUCAUGUGGCACUAGGGACGAGUGGGUGCGUCCAUGCAGUCAGUGGGAAGGAGGGUCGUUUGACAACCGAGGAAUGGUGGCAUGCAUUCAAAAAGGAGAGAUUGAUUCCCUGGAAUGCGAAGCCGACCUGGACCUCUGAUGACUGGCAUUCUCCUAAUCUCCACCAAAUUGCUCGCAAGUUCAAGAUUAUAGGCACUUCGUUUGCGUUUGCGGAGCAAAGGACCGUUGAGGUGAUGGAGAAGCUAGGGGCUUCAGAGAGGGAGGGUCUCCAUCUCUUUGCUGACCGGACUCAGCCUUACUCCUUGCAUCUGAGACGGCACCACAUUCAUCACCAGGCGGUUGAAGUCGCCAGGAAGAACAAGUGGCCCCUCUUCUCUGCUAGACUGCUUUGUCGCAAGGGAAAGCCUGUAACACAGAUGAAGAGAGCAGCAACGUUCGGGCGCACGGACCACAUCGCGGGGGAAAGAAAUUCUUGCCCGCCACUUUACAGUCAGUCAAGCAUCAUGGCCCCGACACAGUGUUUUAAUUGCAAGGAGGCGCGCGCCGUCAUCAUCAGGCCCAAGAACAGACACAAGCUUUGUCGCGCCUGCUUCAUCGAAAUCUUCGAAACCGAAGUCCACGAGACGAUCAUCGGCACAAACCUCUUCUUCCGCGGCGAACGAAUCGCGAUCGGAGCGAGUGGUGGAAAAGACAGCACAGUACUUGCCGCUGUACUGAAGACUUUGAACGAGCGAUACGACUAUGGACUAGACUUGUGUCUGCUCUCCAUCGACGAGGGUAUCCGCGGUUAUCGCGACGACAGUCUAGAGACCGUCAAGCGCAAUGCGGUACAAUAUAACAUGCCCCUGGUGAUCGUGGGAUACGGAGAACUAUACGGCUGGACUAUGGACCAAGUGGUGGAACAAGUCGGAAAGAAGGGCAACUGUACUUACUGUGGAGUGUUCCGACGACAGGCGCUCGAUCGAGGCGCCGCCCGCUUGGAGAUCAGCCACGUCGUCACGGGACAUAACGCAGACGACGUCGCGGAGACAGUCAUGAUGAAUCUGCUCCGUGGUGACCUGCCCCGUUUGUCGCGCGGUACCAGCAUCGUCACUGACUCUGGUGCGUCGGAUGUCAAGCGCAGCAAGCCUCUCAAAUACGCCUACGAGAAAGAGAUCGUUCUCUACGCCCACCACAGACAGCUCGAUUACUUCAGUACCGAGUGUAUCUACUCCCCCGAGGCAUUCCGUGGUAGUGCCCGUACUCUGAUCAAAGAUCUCGAGAAGAUCCGCCCCAGUUCGAUUCUUGACAUCGUUAAGAGUGGUGAAGACAUGGCUGCUCUGGUUCCGGCCGAGGUCCGCGGCACCACCAAGUCCAAAAAGUCUGGCGCUGCAGAAGACGAGUCGAGUGGCGGUUGUGGAAGUCAAAAUGGCCGAACCAGUGGCGGCGAGAUGGCUGCGAUGGAGGAGCAGCUUGCAGCCAACGAUCUGGCAGAGUCGAAUGAGACCGAGAUCAAGCUCCCUGCUGCUCAGCCAAAGGCUAAGAGUCAGACCACGAAGCCGCUCAAGGCCCAGACCAUCAAGCACUGCGAGCGCUGUAACUAUAUCUCCAGUCAACGGAUCUGCAAGGCGUGUCUGCUGCUGGACGGUCUCAACCGCAAUAGACCAAAGACUGCCAUCGAAGUCGGCAUAGAGGACGAGGAGGGAAGUUCGACUUUGAUGCGUCAAAUGGAGCGAGCCCAUCUCAGUGCCACUUGA